This is a messenger RNA of Fusarium verticillioides 7600, 2529 nucleotides long. RefSeq lists its product as hypothetical. Lineage: Eukaryota; Fungi; Ascomycota; Sordariomycetes; Hypocreales; Nectriaceae. The coding region runs from base 1 to 2529 and encodes 842 amino acids. The transcript is spliced from 2 exons. The record is from RefSeq and is a predicted model, not a curated record.
AUGAGUCUUUGCAAAAGUUGUCAAGAAGCCUUACCUGACUUCCCAUCCUCAGAUGGGGUUGGUGAUGCUCCUAUAGUUCAUAAUGGACCAUCAUCGAAGCCCGGCACGUGGGAAAAGAGAAAAGACCCCAAACAGCCAUCGCAAGCACAAUGGCUCAUGAAAGGGCGUUUCUCACUACACUCGUCUUGGGACACGUUUGUGGCGUCAUUGGAAGCUGAUUGUCCUCUCUGUUGGAGCUGCUGGCGGGCGAUUCGAUCAUCGCCAAUCGCGUCUCCAAGCGAUGAAAGAGUAGCCGACUUUCAAGCGACGAUAACUUAUGCCCAUUUCGAUAUCGAAGACGACUUCUUUAACAUCUGGGUCUGCCUUGGGGGUAUUGGAUUGAAGGCAAUGAGGUUUCGGCUGAAUAUCACAAAGACAUCAAGAGAACUCUUUGAAGAGACAGAAAGCAGGAACCCCAUCCCAGCCCAGCAUACUGCUCAAUCAGCCGCCGAGGUAGCGAGUCGGUGGAUUGGAGUCUGCGACAAGAACCACGCUUCAUGCCUGGCUCGAGCGACACCGCCUUCAGAUGCAAAAAUGCCCACUAGGUUGCUUGACCUCGGCACCGGCGAUUCGACGACGUGGCGCAUAAUCGAGACUCAGCAAGAACGACUUCCUUACGUUGCGCUCUCGCAUCGAUGGACUGAGAACACCCCGACGCUCCUGCAAAAGAACUAUGACGCGUACUGUGACUCUCAGCCAGAUGGCAUCUUGCCCCAGAACUAUAGAGACAUGCUUGAUAUAUGUCGUGCGAUAUCGAUACGGUAUAUGUGGAUUGACUCCCUCUGUAUCAUACAAGACGAUAACGGCGCCGAUUUCCGACAUGAAGCUCCCAUCAUGCUCGAUGUCUACCGCUAUGCCUUUCUCACGUUAAUGAUACUUUGGGAAUUCUCCGAUUCCACUGUCUUUCGCGACUGCCGACCCAACACCAUAGCACGACCUCGGCCACAGUCGUAUAAGCGCCCUGCAUUGACAGAAAAUGGCCCAAAUUCGCUCUUUACCUAUUUAAAGAGUCUUGUGGUAUCCAAAGGAGAUCCGUCAAGUCAAGACUCUAUGUCCAGCGCGAAUAACUACGCAUUUGUCAGGGUAGAAAACACAGGGAGCUACAAUUUUGACGUUAACAACGCACCUAUCAACAAAAGGGCAUGGGUUGUGCAAGAGCGAUGUCUGUCACGACGAAUUCUCUGCCUCGGAAACGAGGAGUUGUACUGGGAGUGCGAGGGCGACUCGUCGGGCCCGUUCAUCGCAAGUGAGACCUCUCCUUUAGGUGUCCCGCACAUAUCACGUCGCCAUGGCUUUGACAGUCUUACAGGCAGCGAUGGUGGCGAGUAUUGGAACUUGCUUGUUGAGCAGUAUUCCGCCUGCCAUCUGACAUUCGAGGAAGACAGACUUGUUGCAUUUUCCGGAAUUGCGAGGGCUGUUGCGGAGUCGACUGGUGAUACUUAUCUUGCUGGCAUAUGGCUUGAGACAUGGAUGCAGGAUCUCCUCUGGGUGCCGGACAUAGCAAGGGAACAACCUGCUCGAGUGAAGCCCACCACAAUGGGCACGCAGAGGAUGGUACUGCCUUCGUGGUCCUGGAUGAGCUUCUCGGGAUCGAUUAUUCCUGGUAUAUUAGUAGCUAAUGGCGAGGGACCGAGAAUUUCCAUGACAGAACCGGAUUCAUUCAAAUCCGACAGGUUUGACUGCCUGGCUCUGUUGGUUCAGAUGUCUAUUACACCGCCAGAGACUGAUCCUUAUGUUUCGUUUCAUCGGGCCAUUCUCCAAGUCAGAUGUCUCCUCAUUCCUGUGGAAUUUACAGGGAUUGCGGAUAUGCACAAGUUGCCAUCAUUCUUCCGGAUCACUCAGAACAUUGAGUCCAACUCAGCAGACCUAGAUUACUUGAGCCUUAUACCACGCGGAGAGAGAGAAGAUGGCCAUGCUGUGUUCACUUUGUCAUUCAGCAAACCAUUGAACGAAGCCCAUCGCUACUUCUUUAUCCCACUAUUUCUUCGCAAAGAUAAGUAUCAAGAAGUGAUCAAGUUCGGCCCCGACGACACUGAGGGCCAUGGAAUUAUUGUUGAAGAGACAGCCACAGACGGCGAACGUCAGUUCAUAAGAGUUGGGAGGUGGCAAGAAGAUAAUAGCUUGCCCUCUCAACUUGGUCCAUUGAUCAGUAACACCAUCGUACAGCAAGAAACUGGUAAGACGGUCAAUAACAGUACCGAAGAUAUUACGGAGCUUGAACGAAGUUUUGACUCUAAGAUGCACGAAUAUGCUGUACGGCAUGCAUCCUCAAUGGUCAACUUUCCCAGGAAUUGCACAAGUCAGCUGGACCAAUACGGGGUGCAUGAUGAAGAGCAGAAUGGCAUUGGCGCAGACGAAAACGGGCGCUUAGGUGAGAACCUGAGAGGAGAGUUGCAGGAAGAGAAGGAACAGAUAAUGGUCGACUCUGUUAAAUGCUCGGAUUUACCUCACUUUUCGAAUGCUGAGUGGUCUUCUGUCUCUCUAGUGUAG